GCCCUCAAAACGAUGCGUUUUGAAGGAUAAUAUAUCAAAACGGCGCGUUUAGAUCAAAACGAUGUGAACAGGACAGAGAAACCAGCAUCCUCUCUCGAAAGAACCCUCUGGGGGGUUGCAGGCAUGGCCAUGAAAGCAGCCCUGAUAAACUCUAACCCUAACUGCACGAACCUGAGGAGUGCCCUCUUUCAUUCAACUCCUGUAUUGGAUCGUAGAAGGCGCACACAUUGGAACUUUGGUGGAGGUGCUUCUAGAAAUUCAUCUCAGAGAUUCAAUUAUUAUGCAAGGUCCAGAAAACUGCAUGCAAAACAAACGCUAUUGCGCAAUGUCAGCGCCUAUGCUGAGUACCUAUUUCAGAGUGGGCAAUCUGAUCAUGAUGAAGACGAUGGAUUUUCAAGUAAAGGCCCUUCUUGGUUUAGAAAGCAGUACUGGGAUAAGGGAUCAAAGAGGGACCAGGGCAAUGCAGGACCCCAGUGUAGGAGUUGGAGGGGUUUCCAGUUCUGUGAAGAUGAUAUUGAAGUUGAGACAAUUUUGCGAUCUGCAUUUGGGGGGAGCCGAACCUUCUACUGGUCCUUUAUUAAUGAAGAAAAUCCUCAAUGGGGGAGCUCAUCAGGCUACAGAAAUAAUUACAGGUCCUCAUGGAAUUGGAGAGAUCGGAUGGAUGAGGAAUAUGGCUAUUCCACAGAUUCUGACAGUUCAGAGUCGGAUUUGGCUUCCCAUCGAAUGGCCCUGGGGUUGAGUGUUUCUGGUCCUUUGAAACUUGAAGAAGUUAAAAAUGCAUACAGAACCUGUGCGCUGAAAUGGCAUCCAGACCGUCACCAAGGCGCCGCUAAGGCCAUUGCAGAGGAAAAAUUCAAGCUUUGUAGUGCGGCAUACCAAUCCUUGUGUGAUAAGUUGGCUGUGGAUUAAAGAUUCUCCAAUAUGAAGGCACCCUAUGUCCAUUUCAACACUCUCAUAUUUCCAUAGAAUUAGAAGCAUGAACUCAAUUCAAAUGACAAUACUGGCAGUCAAGAUAUCAUCCCGGAGCUGCGCCCUUAGUUUCUAGAAUCCGAUCAUGAUACAGUGAGCCAUUUUACUUUGCUGGAUGUGUUACUGUCAUAUUCAUCUUAAUGCAAGUUAAUAUUAGUACACUGCAAGAACCAUUAGGAGUUAGGCCAUGUUUGGAUUCAUUUUUAAUAAAUUAGAAUCCCAAUUUUUUGGCUCCAUA
This is a messenger RNA of Vitis riparia (riverbank grape), 1207 nucleotides long. RefSeq lists its product as uncharacterized. Bases 124 to 909 code for a protein of 261 amino acids. The transcript has 7 exons. The record is from RefSeq and is a predicted model, not a curated record. NCBI's taxonomy places the organism in Eukaryota, Viridiplantae, Streptophyta, Magnoliopsida, Vitales, Vitaceae.